Messenger RNA from Cololabis saira (Pacific saury), 1412 nucleotides. RefSeq names its product KATNB1-like protein 1. The transcript has 10 exons. The record is from RefSeq and is a predicted model, not a curated record. Gene Ontology annotation, molecular function: microtubule binding. Gene Ontology annotation, cellular component: nucleolus. Bases 119 to 1021 code for a protein of 300 amino acids. Lineage: Eukaryota; Metazoa; Chordata; Actinopteri; Beloniformes; Belonidae.
GGGUGCAGCUGUCCCACAGUCAUUGUGAACGUGCUGAUUUCCACCAGCGAGCUCAGUCCUGCAACAAUGAAAGGGAGGAUUUCUGUUAUCCACGUUUAGAGAAGCAAAGCAAGAUCUAAUGGAGUCCAGCAGUGAAGACGGAGAGAUCCAUACUGUCCAUAGUGCCUUACAUUAUGAUGCAGCACAGUACAGAGUGAGCUAUGCCCAGGGGAGAAACACAAAAGAGGUGGAUUAUGAUAAACAUGACGAGUUCUACAAAAAGAGGUAUUCAACUGGUCGCUCUGGCGUCAAUCCAGGAAGAGUGAAGCGGGUCGUGUCGUGUAAAAGGAAGACCUAUCAUGUGACUGUGGUUCGGAGGAAGCAGCUCGGGUGUGGGAAGCCUUGUGAUGCAGCAAACAAGGAAAAUGACCUGAAAUGUUUACAGGACAAACAGCAGGAACCAUUUACAGAUCCAUUUGAAUCCUCACUAAAUGUCAAUAACACGACUGACAGAACUGGUUCUGAACAGACUGACUACUGUAUCCUCAAGGAGCUCACAAAGGAUCAUAACGCCAUGACUGAUGUGCUGUUUGGAAGGAAUCUAAGACUGAAGGUGGCCUUAACACUCUGGAGGAGAAAUGUGGGAGAGCUGUUGACAUAUUUUCUGAAAAUCCAAGACAGCAGUGUGAUUGUUGAUUUUCUUCCUGUGAUAUGCACAUGCAUUGAUAAGAACUCACCAUGGAUAACCAUCGGCUGUUGCGUUGACCUUUUUCCUUUGGUAAAGAAAGUCCUCAGCACUCCUUAUGAAGAGUACCUUAAUAAUGGUUUGAAGUGGAUACAUUCAGUUUUAAAAAGAUGGUGGGAGGAGCUACUAGCAAGCGGCUACAGUGGAUCCAGUCGGCCUCCGUUAAAUGAAAGUUUCCAGGUUUUUAAUCAGCAGUUAUGGGAAUUAUGGCAUCAAGACUCUAUCUUGAAAUCUGUUCCAGAAGCUGCAGCGCACAUGACCAAGGUUAUUGAUUCCUUCCUGUUUCAACUCAAUUGACAGAAGUGAGGAUCCAGAUGACAUCUUUCUUUGUCAACAACUUAGCCUACCUGUAAAAGAGUCCUCAGUAGAAACCCUGGACCAAAGCUGCUAUUCUUUCAAUAAAGGCCUUUUCGAGAGUACUGUCACCGUGAUGUCCUGCAUCAAUGGGCUUUCACACAACUCCAGCAGUUAAGACACACAGAAUGUACAGUAUAAUGUGGGAAGUUUAGGAGACCGAACGACAGCGGCAGGAUAGCGCCGACGUCACAGAAACAUAAUCAUUGAACACAAACUGACUGAAAUGAUGUGAUAUGUUUUUGUGUGAUGAUAUUGUUGGUGUUGGUUGUUGGUUCCAUCUGUUCAUUUUCAGCACUCCAUUUUUAACAAUAAAAAAUAAAAAAUGCUGUGA